AUGAACUUCAACACCGCUACACUAAACUACCACCAGAACUACACCUUCCAGCCACUAUCAGGUGCUCAAUCGUCCAACGGCAGGUCUUCUGUCUUUUCUACACACGACAUUGACACUGAUGACUACUUCAAUGACCCCAAAUUGAAAGAACUGGACGAAUUCUACCAAAAGACGCUGCUCAUGGAUGAGGAUGACGACGACAACUACUACAAAUACGCUAAUGUCAGUAACACUACUGCCUCCUCGCCAGAGAUGCAGGUCGUGGACCCCUUCUUACCCAAGAAGACCCCCAUUGCUAACCCAUUCUUGACACACAUCUUGACCAGAAAAGUCGAUGACACCGCCUUGCAAGUGGAUAUUCACCCCACUUAUGAUCCAACCACUGAAGUGCUCCCAUUGACCAUUGAAAACUUACAGAAGUUAUCCUUGGAUAGUCUUGCUACUCCGCCACAACCCAGCAGAAGGAAGAGAUUAAGAGCACAACAACAGCAGCAGAAGACGACGACGACGACGGCCACUGCACCACCACCAACGAGACAAUUGUACAAGACUGAAUUAUGUGAAACCUUCACGGUAAAGGGUUAUUGCAAGUAUGAGAGUAAGUGUCAAUUCGCUCAUGGUUUGGAUGAAUUACAAAUUAAAGAACGUGCCAAUAAUUUCAGAACCAAAAAUUGUAAUAACUGGUUGAAAUUGGGGUACUGCCCCUACGGUAACCGUUGUUGCUUCAAACAUGGCGACAAUAAGGAUAUCCAGAUAUAUGUCAAAGCGGGAACUUAUGUGUCCAGGCAAGAACAACAGCAACAGCAAAACGAGCAGGCAAGCGCACACGUGAGGAAACCACGCCCUCAUACCAAUCCUAUGAUACUGAAGAGAAUGAAAUGGUAA
This is a messenger RNA of Naumovozyma castellii, 885 nucleotides long. RefSeq lists its product as uncharacterized. The record is from RefSeq and is a predicted model, not a curated record. The coding region runs from base 1 to 885 and encodes 294 amino acids. Lineage: Eukaryota; Fungi; Ascomycota; Saccharomycetes; Saccharomycetales; Saccharomycetaceae. The transcript has a single exon.